UAUCCCUGAGUGCAAAAGCGAUACCCCGACCGCCCCGUUCCCUCACUCCCUCACCCUAUCGGAAGUGUUAAAAUAGAUGCCUUUGGGCUUCACUGGUGGUGCAGUGGUUGAGAGUCCGCCUGCCGAUGCAGGGGACACGGGUUCGUGCCCCGGUCCGGGAAGAUCCCACAUGCCGCGGAGCGGCUGGGCCCGAGAGCCAUGGCCGCUGAGCCUGCGCAUCCGGAGCCUGUGCUCCGCAACGGGAGAGGCCACAACAGUGAGAGGCUCGCGUACCGAAAAAAAAAAGAUGCCUUUGAGCCCUGAGCGACUUCAUCACACCUAUAUGAGGUCACAAGCAGUCACUAGUGCCGAGGGACAGGUCGAAGGUGAGGCGAGUUCUGAGUGAAGGAAGCAGGGCCGGGCUGAAGCCAAGAAGAGGUUGGGCUGUGUCCUGCAUCCUGACACAGAGGAUUUUCUAACAGCCUUCAUCUCAUCCGAAAUGACUGCAACCCAUUGUUACUGCUGUUCGGAAUUUCUCCAGAGAGAGUUCCUCAUCUCAUUCCUUACAAACCCACACUGUGGCAGCCUCGUUAAUGCAGAUGGCCAUGCUGAAGUGUGGACAGAUUGGAAUGAUAUGUCCAAGUUUUUCCAGUAUGGAUGGAGAUGUACCACUAAUGAAGAUGCCUAUUCAAACCGUACCCUCAUGGGCAACUGGAACCAGGAGAGAUAUGACCUAAAGCAUAUCGUGCAGCCCAAACCCUUGCCUUCCCAGUUUGGACACUAUUUUGAAACGACAUAUGAUACAAGCUACAACAAAAAAAUACCACUUUCAACCCAUAGGUUUAAGCGAGAGCCUCACUGGUUCCCAGGACAUCAACCUGAGCUGGUUCCUCCUCCAUACAAAUGCACAGAAAAGUCAACUUACAUGAGUAGCUAUUCAGAGCCUCACAUUGAGCAUCACUCUGUGUGUGUGUGGAAUCCUAAUAACUGCCAAUUUCAGAGUCCAUGAUGCUAAGAAAGGAUAAGGUUCAUUUUUCCAGUGUAGAGUGUAGGAAGGAGCACAUUCUAAGAACAACUAAGAAUUUAGCUGACUGUAGCACAAUCUUACUCUCUGAAUA
Messenger RNA from Lagenorhynchus albirostris (white-beaked dolphin), 1097 nucleotides. RefSeq names its product cilia and flagella associated protein 68 (gene CFAP68). The coding region runs from base 479 to 988 and encodes 169 amino acids. Lineage: Eukaryota; Metazoa; Chordata; Mammalia; Artiodactyla; Delphinidae. Gene Ontology annotation, cellular component: nucleus. The transcript has 4 exons. The record is from RefSeq and is a predicted model, not a curated record.